UAACUGCCGAAGCUUUUGGGACACAGAGGUAACUUAGCUAGCUAGCCACAUUGCUUUCUCUGAUACACAUAAGGCAUGUUUUCAUGCGAUUUUAAGAUACUUGUAAUUGCUUUUAAGAAUGUGACUACUUGCACUGCCAGCAAGUAAAGUAUGAUCAUCAAUGUUAUCACUAAAUCACUCCUUCAAGUGACACGACUGUCAGUACAGAGACGAUUUUGUCAGCAAGGGUCAGAAAACAUGAUAAGACGAACUCCGAUUAAGAAAGUUUUGUGCGUUGCUGAGAAGAACGAUGCAGCCAAGGGGAUAGCUGAGAUAAUGUCAAAUGGAAGGGCAAGAAGGAGAGAAGGAUUAUCUGUGUACAACAAGUUAUAUGAGUAUGAGUAUAACUUGUUCGGUCAGGAUGUCUCUGUGACGAUGACAUCAGUAUCUGGACAUCUCCUUGGUUUGGAAUUCAAAACUCCUUUUCAAAAAUGGCACAGUUGUAAUCCAGUCCUGUUAUUUGAAGCAGAGGUUGAAAAAUAUUGCCCUGAAAACUUUGUACAAAUAAAGAGGACUCUAGAGAAAGAGAUUCGACAAUGCCAGGCUCUUGUCAUCUGGACAGAUUGUGACAGAGAAGGAGAAAACAUUGGCUUUGAGGUCAUUGAUGUUUGCAAAGCAGUCAAGCCAAACAUCCAAGUGUUUCGAGCCCGUUUUUCUGAAAUCACACCCAACUCUAUCAGGAGAGCUUGUGAGACACUGACAGAGCCAAAUAACAACAUCAGUGAUGCGGUGGAUGUCAGACAAGAGCUGGAUUUGCGCAUUGGAGCGGCAUUUACAAGGUUUCAGACCCUACGUUUACAGAAGAUCUUCCCAGCAUCUCUCGCCAAUCAGCUCAUCAGCUAUGGAAGCUGCCAGUUUCCUACCCUGGGAUUUGUGGUGGAGCGGUUCAAAUCCAUCCAAGCAUUCAUUCCUGAGACCUUCUUUAAGAUCAAAGUGGUCCAUGAACCAAAUGAGGAGGAAACUGUGGAAUUCGGUUGGAAAAGGCAUCGUCUCUUCAGCCAUACAGCCUGCCUUGUGCUCUAUCAGAUUUGCAUGGAGGAACCCACAGCCACGGUGGUUGCUGUUACAAGUAAACCCAAAAGUAAAUGGAGACCACAACCUCUUGACACUGUUGAACUUGAGAAAUUGGCUUCACGCAAAUUAAAGAUCAGUGCGAAAGAAACCAUGAAAAUAGCAGAAAAACUUUACACUCAAGGGUUUAUCAGCUAUCCCCGUACUGAGACCAACAUUUUCCCAAAAGACCUCAACUUGACCUCCCUGGUGGAGCAGCAGACGCAGGAUAAUGAGUGGGGGGGAUUUGCACAGGGCAUCCUGGACCGGAGUGGGCCCAAUCCACGAAACGGAAACAAAUCCGAUCAAGCCCAUCCCCCCAUUCACCCCACCAAGUACACAAGCGGCCUUCAGGGCAACGAAAAACGUCUGUACGAGUUUAUUGUCCGUCAUUUCCUGGCUUGUUGCUCCCAGGAUGCCCAGGGACAGGAAACCAUUGUUGAUAUUGACAUAGCUGAAGAGAAAUUCUCUGCAAGUGGCCUUAUGAUCAUUGCCAGGAACUAUCUGGAUGUUUACCCCUAUGAUAAAUGGUAUACAAAGAUAAUCCCAGUCUAUGAACGAGGGUCUCAGUUUCAGCCAUCGGCCAUAGAGAUGGUAGACGGACAGACGAGCCCACCACAACUGCUCACGGAGGCUGACCUUAUUUCCCUCAUGGAGAAACAUGGCAUUGGCACCGAUGCCACACAUGCAGACCACAUAGAGACCAUCAAGAGCCGAAUGUACGUUGGGCUGACUGCAGACCAGAGGUUUCUCCCAGGAGAACUUGGAAUGGGCCUUGUGGAGGGUUACAACUCCAUGGGCUAUGAGAUGUCCAAGCCGGACCUGAGAGCAGAGCUGGAAGCUGACCUCAAACUGGUCUCUGAGGGGAGAAAGGAUAAAGCCUCUGUCCUGCCGCACCAUGUGGCCAAAUACAAGGCUGUCUUUAUUGAGUCUGUAAGGAAGGCAAAGAAGUUGGAUGAGGCUCUGUCCAACUAUCUAGGCCAGGCUCAGGAGUACACAGAGCAGGAGCAGGCGAUGGAGUUUCCCAUGCCAGUGCGGAAGUGCCCCAGCUGUAACCGAGACAUGGUUUUGAGACAGAAAAAGGACAGCACCAUGAAAUUUCUGUCGUGUACGGGAUACCCGGCCUGUAAGGCAGCUGUGUGGUUCCCCGAGUCUGUGCUGGAGGUCAGCCGAGACGACAGUAUUUGUCCAACAUGCCAACCUCAUCCUGUGCACAUGCUGAAGUUGAAAUUCAAGAGGGGAAGCCUACCUCCCAUGAUGCCUUUAGAGUUUGUGGGUUGCAUCGGUGGAUGUGAUGAGACUUUGAGAGAGGUGCUGAAUCUGAAGUACCUGAGGCCAGGGGUAGGUGGAGGUGAAGGAGGAGGAGGAGGAGGAAGACCAGGCAGUCAAUCCAGUUACAACGCCGCCCCACGCCAGCAGAGUCAGACCAGAGCAAACCCAGCGGCGAGGCCCAGGGCUGACAGCAGUAGACCACCCGCCCCAAGGCCUCGAUCUGAGAGUGGCAGGCCCUCUGCUCCACCUCCUGCACCUGGCUGGUCGAGUCAGCCACCUGCUGCUGCCCACAACAACACCACGGUGUGCAACUGCAGCCAGGAUGCGCUUCUCCUUACCGUGCGCAAGGAAGGUCCAAAUCAGGGUCGGCAGUUCUACAAGUGCAACACUGGGAACUGUACUUUCUUCUUGUGGGCCGACCAGCAGAACGACCAGGGGGCAGGGCAGACCGCAGAGAGAAACCAGCCUCCUCGACAAACCCCUCAACCUCCCAGGCCAUCCCUUGGGUUUGGUAACACAAACCAAGGGUUCGGUAACGGCGGGCCUGCUGGUGGAAAUGAAGGGGAGACCAUGUGUAACUGUAAUGAACCGGCUGUCACCAGAAGCGUCAUGAAGGAUGGGCCCAAUAAAGGGCGCACGUUUCACACCUGCGGGAAACCGCGAGAGCAGCAGUGUGGGUUCUUCCAGUGGGCCGACGAGAACGUCCCACCAGUCUCAAGAGGUUUCAACAAUGAAGAAACAGAAAGAAGAGGGAGAAAGACGGGACCUUCCUCAACAAAAGCUCCGGCAGCCAAGAGACCAAGGACUUGUGGGAUAUGCCAUCAGCCUGGACACACACGGACAACAUGCCCACAGGGCAAUUAAACAGGACUGCGGGGAACCUCAGAAAUGAUCAAAAAUGAUGGCAGAGUAUGAUGAAUGAUGACAGAAUAUUGAAUUCAAAUCAAGGUUAUAGUCUGUGCCUAUGAAUCCUUAUGUUAUUAAACUCUGACUCUUUUUUUUAAUUAUCAAGCAGUAUUUUUAGUAAAAAAAUCAGUUGAGUUGGUAAAUAAAUGUAAAUAAAUUUGUCAGUGUGUUUGAUGUUUUUUUGGCACAUUUUCUGUAGGCACAAUGAUAUCCCUGCUUCUUUAUGAAUGAUGUGGACACCAGGAAACACAAAAUCCACAAUUAAGUUCCUAUACAUGUUGAAAAGCCUAUGUUUGAACUGGGACAUUGAUUACAUUUGGACAGGGACUGAAUAAAAGGGAAAAAUAAGUGUAGCUGUCGAGGCGAUGUUGUGUAGUUUCAGGAAGUUAUAUUAAUGCAAAUAUACUUGCAUUAAAAAAAACAUUUAGGCCGUCUUGUUUCACAGAAACUUAAAGUUAAUGCCAACCCCUAAAUAGUAUGUCCUAACAAUAAUAUACUGCAAACG
Clupea harengus (Atlantic herring) is the source of this 3772-nucleotide messenger RNA. RefSeq names its product DNA topoisomerase III alpha (gene top3a). Gene Ontology annotation, cellular component: chromosome; RecQ family helicase-topoisomerase III complex; nucleus. Lineage: Eukaryota; Metazoa; Chordata; Actinopteri; Clupeiformes; Clupeidae. Gene Ontology annotation, biological process: DNA recombination; DNA topological change; DNA repair. The record is from RefSeq and is a predicted model, not a curated record. Gene Ontology annotation, molecular function: zinc ion binding; DNA binding; DNA topoisomerase type I (single strand cut, ATP-independent) activity.